Molecule: messenger RNA, 2850 nt
Organism: Lachancea sp. 'fantastica'
Lineage: Eukaryota; Fungi; Ascomycota; Saccharomycetes; Saccharomycetales; Saccharomycetaceae
Source: the annotation of a GenBank genome assembly
AUGCUGGAUCAAGGCGCCGUUUUGGAGGCUUUUAGCCGCACAAUGGCUGCAGAUGCUCGAAUAAUCAAACAAGCCGAACAAGAGCUUUAUCAUAUGCAAAAAGAGCCUGGUUUCACGUCAUUUCUGCUGAGUGCGGCCACGGACGCUUCGGUCCCCUUAAACGUGCGAAUUUCGUGCGCCAUCUACAUGAAAAACAAGAUUCAGCGGUGCUGGAGCAGUAAACGCGAAGAUGCCAUUGUCCCACAGGAGCAGAAUGCGAUAAAAGAAGCUCUUGUUCAAAACGUGAUUGUGCACGCCGAAAACAUGCAGAUCAGACCCUAUUUAACGGAAUCUGUGCGUGGCAUUCUGGACCAUAGCGACCAAUGGGAUUUGAGUGGUGCCAUCCAAGAGCUGUUGUCGAGCAACAAACCGGAGCUCGUAUAUCCAGGAUUACUCCUGCUGUUUGAAGUCUGCAUCAAGCACCGCUGGGAUAUGCCAGAGAACAGGCAAUACAUCGACAGCGUUGUGGAGACCGUUUUCCCAUGCAUCGAGACUAUUUCUGCACAGCUCGUGAACGAAACUGAUUACAAGUCUAACGAGCUGCUCUAUCUGGUUCUCAAAUGCUUCAAAUACUCCUGUCUCAACAAUUUCCCUCGUUACUUUGGUAACGUUGAGAAAUUGCAGUCCUGGGUCCAACUGCAUCUAUUUCUGUGUUCGAAGCCCCUUCCAAAAGAAGUAUUGGACUUGGAACCCGCCGACAGAUCUUUGGACAAGAGGGUCAAAUGUAACAAAUGGGCAUUCGGAAAUCUGUCUAGAUUUUUGAUAAAAUACAGCAGGUCCACGAAGACUAUCACCCAGGACUACGUGAAGUACGUUUUUGACCAAGUUGUACCAACCAUCCUGACGGAAUACUUCAAAAUCAUAGAACUUUGGGGAGCUGGUUCUUUGUGGCUCAGCGAUGCGUCUCUCUAUUACAUGAUCGAGUUUCUAGAGAAGUGCAUGACAACCGAUUCGCUGUGGUCCAUGAUCAAGCCUCAUUUGGAGUCCAUCAUCACAUAUGUGAUAUUCCCAUGUCUGUCAGCCAACGAAGAUAGUGUCGCGCUUUUUGAAGACGAUCCUGAAGAAUAUACUCGUCGCUAUUUCGACGUCAACAAAGAAGGCACGACUGCAGAUGUCGCCUCUACAGAUUUCAUUUUCGUUGUUGGACACAGAAGAUUCGAUGAAGUCACCAAAGUUUUACCUCUCAUCAAUAAGGUUUUCAACGACUUUGCAUCGAGAGGCGAUUUGGCAAGUGCAUAUCAAGAAGAAGGUGCUUUGAGGCUACUGAGCUCGCUAUGCAGCUUUCUCGCCGAAAAGAAUUCUCCAGUUAAAAAUGAGCUUGAGGGCAUCUUUGAACAUUUCAUUACUCCUCUAUUGAAGCAAGACAAAUACCCAUUCCUGAUAGCAAGGGCUCUAGAGACUAUAGCUAUUCAUCAACAGCAGUUUCAUGAUAUGAACGUUCUCUCUCAGAUUUAUGAGGCGGUUUACAUCAACUUCAUGAACUCUGACCAGCUUCCUAUACAGGUGGAAGCAGCCGAUGCUUUGAAGACCCUCAUUGUGUCGAACCCAACAAUUCAUCCACACAUUUCGUCACAAGUUCCGGGUCUUAUGGAAAAACUAUUGAAGCUGUCAAAGGAUUUCGAAAUCGAUCUUUUGUCUGAAGUUAUGGAAGCAUUUGUCGAAAGGUUUGCGGAUGAAUUAUCACCAUUUGCCAAGGACUUGGCGGCAAGCUUGGCAGAACAAUUUAUUACGUUGGGACAGUCGAUUGUGGAGAAUUCAAGUGGUAGCUACUCAACCGCCGAUCAAGACCAAGAAAUACAAGCCAGCGCGCUUCUUCAAACAAUGACAACGAUGGUCAUGUCUAUGAAUAAAGUCUCGCUGAUUGACAAGUUUAUGCCGGUGGUGAAAUUUAUUAUCGUGAACGCUCAAAUAACAUUUUUGAGCGAAGCUGUUGACCUUAUGGAUUCGCUUGCUUUGUCGUCGAAAGCCAUGUUCAAUAGUUUUUCGCCCGAAGUUUGGGAGCUACUGCACGAUGUGAUAGAUUCAUGUCAGACGUACGCUUUGGAAUAUUUUGAAAGCUUCCAGGUUUUCUUCGAGACUAUUGUGACGUACGGCUUUCCAACCGAUCAGACCUACGUACCACCAUUUCUCGAGAUUCUCUCGCAUGCGAUGGAUAGCGGCGUAGACUUCGAUGUUGAAAGUGCCCUCGACAUUUUGUUGUUCUACAUUCUAUCCAUGAAAGACAUUCCUCUCAUUGACAAGGCAUUGAAGCUGGCUAAUGAAGAUAACGAUGAUUUGGAAGUGGAAGAGUUUACUUAUGUGAAAGUAUUUCUGGCGGGUCUGUUUGUUAGACCGGUAGAGACUUUGCAAAUAUGCGAGGACAAGGGAGUGACGCUUGAGAUGCUCCGUAAGUGGUUCUCGUGUAAAUUCAACAGUGUUCUUACCAUCAAGCUGCAACUGGUUGCUAUUAUUUCGCUAUUGGGACUCCCAGAACUACCCAGCUGCGUGAGCGGAUUUAUCCCUCAGCUCUCGGAUAAGCUGAUAGAGCUUACUGCAGCGCUUCCAGAGGCCAUCAGGAAGAGAGAUGCGCUUUCGAAGGGAGAACUUGGCGAGGCCUCGUUCCAGGACGAUGGCACGGAAUUUUUUGAUGAAGUGGAGGACGAUUUCAAAGAAUCCUGUCUGGAUGACAUAAAUUGUUUCCAGCAGGUGCAUAACUUAUUUUCACAAUUGCAGACGUCAAAUCCCGGACUAUAUCAGCAAAUUAUGGGGUCGCUUUCGGAAGAUAAAAUGGACACUUUGAAGACGAUUUUGGAGUUUGUAGCGCAGAAUUGA